Messenger RNA from Triticum aestivum (bread wheat), 1225 nucleotides. RefSeq lists its product as uncharacterized. The transcript has 5 exons. The record is from RefSeq and is a predicted model, not a curated record. NCBI's taxonomy places the organism in Eukaryota, Viridiplantae, Streptophyta, Magnoliopsida, Poales, Poaceae. The coding region runs from base 101 to 898 and encodes 265 amino acids.
GCUACAGUACCGCGUUUCCUUAGACGGCGGCGCUCCACCCACUCCUCCGCCGUACCACCACUUGGGAAAUAUCUAGCCAGCCUCCCAUCCCCACUCAAUAAUGCUGGUGCUCCUUCCUGGAUCUCACAACAAGCUAGCUCAACGAGUCAACUGCUCCGGCCGGCCGGCGGGCUUCGUGUGUGCGCCUGCAUCAAUCCCCGCCCGGCUACUCUGCUGCCAACGGCACACGUCCGGUUUAUGGUGCGAGCGGGUGUUUAGAGACCAUCAACUCUUUGUGGUGCGUCUCCAUACCGCUACUGACAAUGUUUUUCAAGGCAAUGGCUUUAUUGUCAGCAACAAUAAAACCAUCUGUGACAUAGUAUCAUGUCAACAUGUCGUCAAGAUGCUUCCCGUGGGUGGAACAAUGGCUGUUUAUUUCUUCAACUCCGACGGAUUGAUCCCACGCCGAUACAAUGCAAGAAUAAUUCGUACUGAUGAGGGUCGGGAUCUUGCUUGGCUGCGGGCUCAAGAUGUCUAUGAACCAGUGACUUGUCUGAGGUUCUUCGACCCACCAUAUGCUUCUGGGUGGAAUGUUGUUGCGCUGGCUUAUACCACAUUGGAUGGCUCUUCUGCUACUAUUCUAGAGCCAGGGACGUAUUCUGGUCAAAUAACCAAUGAACCAGAUGAAGUGUCGCUUACCUGCAGUUGUACAUCUAAGCAAGGUGCAUCAGGUUCACCUCUUAUUUUGCCACGGAUAGACAGGGUAGUUGGGGUGCUUGCCGGAGCUUCACAUGCAUCGGUAUACGCUGUUCCUGUCACACAUAUAAGGGAGUUCUUAAUAGAGUGGCUUGGUGGAGACGAAGACCUGAACGAAGUACGAACUGCUGGGUUGGUUAUGCUUGUCGCAAAGGGCCAAUAGUACGAUGAGGACUUGAACACUGGACGGAAACUUGGGGAGGAAGAACCAUGAGAAGUUGUCAGAAUUUAUCCUAAAAAAAGUUGACGUGCGCGUGGCGUAGUUCUAGGUUUCAUAGUUAGUAUGCUGGAAUGUUUUAAUCCUAGACUUUGUAGCUAGUCAUUGGCUGGGCUUUGCUCAUUUUAGAUUGUAUACUGAUCUACUACUUAUUUCUUUCUUAACUUUGCUACCUUAUUGUCUUGCGGUUUGAAUUAUGUCACCGUAUUAAUUUCUCUGUGUGUUAGACAAACAUGAUAUGAUUAAACGUGUGUUAAUUCGUUCCAUUGUUAA